GUAGCUGGGAAGGGUGAAAAGGUGGCACAAACCACUCAAGUUACAGCUGUCAAAUACCAUAUAUGUUUAUAUUAUACCCCGCCCCCCCCUCACUCAAGCAGAGGAUGAGAAAGGAAUGUAUUUGUGUGUGACAUGUUCCACUGCACACACUGUCAGGCUGGCCUUUGUCUGUAACAUGUGGAAUGGCAGGUACAAGCCCUGGGGAUGCUCUGGUUCAUGCAGUGCCGGAGAUCUCUUGGCUGAGCACUGAUUCUCCUGAAGAAGAGAGUGGCGACACUGCAGGCUCCGUGUGCAAUCAAAAGCCACUUGACAGGCUGCCAGAGCGCCCAGCACAGAGCGGGGAAGAGGGGGGCAGCGAGGGAAGACAGGAAUAGGAGGAGGAGGAGGAGGGGGACGGGGGAGCGGACCUGCUGCAUUUCCUACAGCAGCGAGGCGUCAUCAUCUGCAUCUGCCCGGGGAAGGAGGGAUCAGCAGCAGCAGCAGCCUGGGUUUCAUGUCCACCUACAAGGGGAGCAAAGCAGCAGCAGCCAGUUCCAUCUACAAAGGGGGGAAGGGGCUGGAUUUGAGGGAUACUGCAUUGGCUGCCCCUGCCCCCCUCGCUCUUGCAGUCUCUGGCUUUACGUGUCUGGCUGCCGAGCCAUGAAUUCUGCAGAGCAAACCGUAACAUGGCUUAUAACUCUCGGGGUGCUGGAGUCGCCCAAGAAAACCAUCUCCGAUCCGGAGGGCUUCCUGCAAACGUCCCUGAAGGACGGGGUGGUCCUGUGCCGGCUGCUGGAGAGGCUUCUGCCUGGCUCCAUAGACAAGGUGUACCCGGAGCCGCGCACUGACACCGAGUGCCUGGGAAACAUCAGGGAGUUCCUGCGAGGCUGCAGCGCCUUCAACUUGGAAACUUUUGACGCCAAUGACCUCUAUCAGGGGCAGAACUUCAACAAGGUGCUAAACUCCCUGGUGCUUCUCAACAAGGUUACAGCAGAUAUUGGCUUGGGAAGUGACUCUGUGUGUGCCCGGUCAUCUUCUCAUCGGAUAAAGUCAUUCGAUUCCCUUGGGUCUCAGUCAGUGCUUAGUCGCUCUUCAAAAUUAUUGCAGAGUCAAUAUAGGAGCCUGGACAUGACCGAAAACAGCAACCAUCAUAUGGUGGUACGGGCAAAGUUUAAUUUCCAGCAGACAAAUGAGGAUGAGCUAUCCUUCAACAAGGGGGAUCUCAUUCACGUCACACGCCUGGAAGAAGGUGGCUGGUGGGAAGGCACACACAGUGGCAAAACAGGAUGGUUCCCAAGCAACUAUGUCCGAGAAGUAAAGUCAUCUGAAAAGCCAGUGUCUCCAAAGUCCACAACACUAAAGAGCCCACCUAAAGGGUUUGACACAUCCGCAAUCAACAAAAGUUACUACAAUGUGGUGCUACAGAAUAUAUUAGAUACAGAAGGCGAAUACUCUAAAGAACUUCAGGACAUACUUUCCAACUACCUGCGACAUUUGCAAACUAGUGAGAAAUUAAGCCCCACAAAUAUCUCUUAUUUAUUGGGUAAUCUGGAAGAGAUAUGUGCUUUUCAGCAGAUACUGGUACAGUCAUUAGAAGAAUGCACCAAGUUACCAGAAGGGCAACAGAGGGUUGGGGGAUGUUUUAUGAGUCUGAUGCCACAAAUGAAGAGUCUGUACAUUGCCUAUUGUGCCAAUCAUCCUUCCGCAGUUAAUGUCCUCACACAACACAGUGAGGAACUUGGUGAAUUCAUGGAAAUGAAAGGUGCCAACAGCCCAGGGAUCCUUGUACUGACAACAGGUCUUAGUAAGCCAUUUAUGCGUCUGGACAAAUACCCAACACUGCUAAAAGAGUUAGAACGACAUAUGGAGGACUAUCACCCAGAUCGACCAGAUAUCCAGAAGUCUAUGACUGCAUUUAAGAAUCUCUCUGCGCAGUGUCAAGAAGUAAGAAAAAGAAAAGAAUUGGAGCUGCAAAUCCUGACAGAAACCAUUCGUGGAUGGGAGGGGGAAGACAUUAAGACAUUAGGCACAGUUAUAUACAUGUCCCAGGUUAUGAUACAAUGUGCAGGAAGCGAGGAAAAGAAUGAACGAUAUCUGCUGCUGUUUCCCAAUGUCUUGUUAAUGCUGUCAGCCAGUCCAAGGAUGAGUGGUUUCAUAUACCAGGGGAAGAUACCGCUAACAGGAAUGUGUGUCACAAAACUUGAAGAUAACGAAAAUCAUAAAAAUGCUUAUGAAAUAGCAGGUAACAUGAUUGAGAGGAUCAUAGUUUCAUGUAACAACCAACAAGAUCUGCAGGAGUGGGUUGACUACCUACAUAAGCAAACAAAGUAUACUUCAUUGAUAAACCCUACAAUCAAGCCCCACUCUGUGCCCUGUCACACUCUUCCGUCUCAUCCUGUCACACCUUCAAGCAAGCAUUCAGACUGCAAGCUCAUGCCACUAACACCAGCCUAUCACACAUUACCACACCUUUCACACCAUGGAACUCCACAUAGCACCAUUAGCUGGAGUCCUCUGGAGCCACCCAAGACCCCCAAACCCUGGAGCUUAAGUUGCUUAAGGCCUGCCCCUCCUCUUCGUCCCUCUGCAGCACUGUGUUACAAAGAGGACCUCAGCAAAAGCCCAAAAACAAUGAAAAAAUUACUCCCUAAACGAAAGCCAGAGAGGAAGCCAUCAGAUGAGGAGUUUGCAUUGAGGAAAAGUACAGCUGCACUAGAAGAAGAUGCUCAGAUUCUCAAGGUUAUAGAGGCCUAUUGCACGAGUGCCAAAACACGGCAAACAUUAAAUUCCACAUGGCAAGGCACUGACCUGAUGCAUAAUCACGUCUUGGCUGAUGAUGACCAAUCAAGUCUAGACUCCUUGGGUCGUCGCAGUAGUCUUUCUCGAUUGGAGCCUUCAGACCUCUCCGAAGACUCUGACUAUGACAGUAUAUGGACAGCCCAUAGUUACAGAAUGGGGUCUACUUCUCGCUGCCGCAAAGGAUCAACUCCUCAAGUAUUGCUCCCUGAAGAGGAGAAAAUUAUAGUAGAAGAAACCAGGAGCAAUGGACAGACAGUUAUAGAAGAAAAGAGUCUUGUUGAUACAGUUUAUGCAUUAAAAGAUGAAGUUCAGGAACUAAAACAGGAUAGUAAAAAGAUGAAGAAAUCUCUGGAAGAAGAACAAAGAGCUCGCAAGGAGCUUGAAAAACUUAUAAGAAAAGUCCUAAAGAACAUGAACGAUCCUUCUUGGGAUGAAACCAAUUUGUAAUUAUUCGUGUCUUCCUCUUUUCUGCCCAGGGAUCAAGAGUGGAGCUCUCUGACAUUUGGAGAGCCUUGUUGCAUUGGGGGCACUGCAGAAUGAGAUUUUACUGGAUCUUAGCAGGACUCUCACUUGCACUGGUUUGAUACCAUGCAUAGGUGACUGCCCCCAGACACGUCAACAGCUACAGGUGUAAAACUCAGAGAAUUUGGACUGUACCAAACCAAUAAUGUUUUUACCUUUACACAUUAAUUACCUCAUUUUGCAUAAAGUGCAGUUGCUAACUGAAAAUCCAUUUCCCCUGAUGACUGACUUUCUAUAGAACUAUUGAUAAUGUAUUCCUUUUUCUUGUAUAUAAUGUUUUGAAUGCUUACAUGUGAAAGGCACUUGGGGCUCUAUCUUUUUUUCCUCCUAGUUUUUCCUUUAAAUACUCUUAAUGGUCAUUAGUAGACGUCUCUACUAUGAUAGCCUCCUUUAAAGCAGAAGUGGCGAAUGGAAAAAAGUCAACAUCUCAAAUGCUUUCACAUGAUCAAGUCUAUGUGAAAUAGUUUGUUAGGCCAUGUAUUUAAGUAAUUUAAUUGCCUUAUUUAUAUACAUGUAAACAACACAGUUUAAAAAAGAGCAAAAAAACGCUGAAGCAAACAAUGGGAAUCUAGAGCCAUUUUAAUGUAAAACUUCUAAUAACACAUGCCCUAUGUUUAUGCAUAUAUAAAUAUAUAUUUAUUGCUUUGUUUUUUCUCUAAACCAAACACUAACAUGAAUUAUUUUUGUUGGGCACCUAACAGCUUUUUUUUGUUGAGAUUCUACUAUAACUUGUACACCAUUAACAAAUGUGUUACUUUAAAUGAAACUGGACACAUUUGUUGCUUGAGUUUUUAGUGCAGCACAUGCAAUGUGAUAGCUAUGAGCAACCUAUGACCUUCCAUAUAUUGACCUAAAACAAAAAAAGGCACACUGGGCCUUAUUCUGCACUGGUGGUUUUCAAACAGAAGUGAAAAAAUGUGGCCCUGCCAUCUGUCAUUCACUGCCAGGCACUAGUAGUGACAGGUAGUAAAUGACAGGCUGCACCACCAUAUUCGGGUCCUUAUGUGAUGGUGCAAUAACUCCAGCAGAGACUACGCCCAGUGUGCUGUGGGCCCUUGUGCAUAUCUAUAUGGGCUGAAUAAAAUCACCUAUUAUGCUAUGCAAUUAUAGAAGUGCUACUGGAUUCUUUUCUGUUGGCCAAAUAUUGACCUCUCUGCAGGAGAGGGGUUUUCCGGACCAGCACCUGGCACUAACACGAAUGCAAGUUAUACAGUGGGUUGAGCUCUUCAUUGUGCAUUGUGGGCCUAAAAGUUGUCAUCAUCAUUUUGGUGCACAACUUAUCUGAAAACACUGAAACGCAGACUAAUUAAAGAUGUCAUAUAAAUGUAGUUGCCUUAUAGUGGGCAGGCCAUCACCAACUUUUUUUGACAAUCCAUUUGAGAUAAUCUUACUGAGCUUUGCUUUUGCUUUUUUAGCACUGUGUUACUUUGUUGGUAUUUCACACUUUACAGACUGAAGUUGUUCCAACUCUCAGCAUUCUUGUUUCUACAGAGGAACACUUUGCCAAAAUGCUGCUCCUCAUCCUGCUGAGCACUAGUCUUCCCCCACAACAUGACUGCCUGUGCCAUUCAUAAUAAAAAUGCUGCAAACACGUAUUCAUAUUCUUUUUCCCUGUACCUCCACUUUUCUUAAACUGUCAUUUUUUUUUCGUUGUUACAUGGGGGUGCAAAACUAUAAUUGCUGGGGAGAAAAGCCAUUGGUAAUUAGCUUCACAAAUGCACAAACUAUUUCCCUAUUUUUCCACUGAGAAGUACUGUAGAGAAACAUUCCAUUGUAGAUGACAAAAACUCAAAGAACAACGGCCGCCAAAUAUUAGGAUCUGUCAUGAACAACACUGGAUUUAGCAUGUGAGACUAUUUCAUAUAUACUAAAUAUUAUGAUAGGGCUCAUCCUCUGCAGUCUAAUGUUGUAUCUCAUAUUGUCAUUGUAUUGUUCUCCUAUAUGCCUUACAUGUGAAAUAUUAAGAAUCAGUAUAGUUGUGUUUUGGUACUUUGGAUGUCAGAGAAAUGUUGCAUAAAAUAUGACUGUUUUGUAUAUAGGAGGGGGAAACAUUUGAACUUAUCCUGGAAAUAACAAACAUUUUCUACAAAUA
Xenopus tropicalis (tropical clawed frog) is the source of this 5392-nucleotide messenger RNA. RefSeq names its product Rho guanine nucleotide exchange factor 7 (gene arhgef7). The transcript has 22 exons. Gene Ontology annotation, molecular function: guanyl-nucleotide exchange factor activity. Lineage: Eukaryota; Metazoa; Chordata; Amphibia; Anura; Pipidae. The record is from RefSeq and is a predicted model, not a curated record. Gene Ontology annotation, biological process: intracellular signal transduction. Bases 640 to 3225 code for a protein of 861 amino acids. Gene Ontology annotation, cellular component: lamellipodium.